AUGGCAGAACUAUAUGAAGGGCAAGCUGGUCACGAACCAGCAGAAGAAUUUAUAUUAGAAGAUAAAAAUUUACGUGUUUCUACAGUGUGGACAUCUUGGAGUUUCUGUGAUAGAUGUGGCAAUGUUGGCAAGCAGAGAAAGAUGGGGCUGUGUAUGGUGAAGAAACAUGAUAAAAAUUCUCCAAUCCAACCAAUCGAUUUUCCAAUGAUUGACUUAUACCCAGAUGGUAUACCAUGUCAUUCCACUGCCUUGCCUAAAUUCAUCAGGAAAAUACCUGAUAUUAGAAACAGACCGAGUGAAACGAUGAUUCGAGACUGUAUAAAAGAAUGUCCAACUAGUCCAGGACCAAUCAAUGUAACAGAUAAAGCCGGUAAAGUUAUAGAAGUAUUAGAACCAGGGUUUUAUUCCUUACAUCAUCCACCAACCCUACCUCCUAUAACACAACGUAAAGUUGUCUACGAAGACGCUGGAAAACAUCUCGUACUCAGUUGUCCUAAACGUUUAAAUAAAGUGAUAACAGUGUGGAAACGAGGAAAGAACAUUAUUAAUCCAUUAACUAUCAGAAAAAUAACCAGAAAUAGAGUGUUUCUAGAUCCAGCUAGUCGAUUACACAUCAGAAAACUACUUCUAUCAGAUACGUCCGUUUAUCUAUGUUUUUUAAAGCAAGAACAUGUGGCAUCGUUUAAAGUGAUUGUGUAUGAACCAUUAAAUCAACAACUAAAAGAUUAUAUAUCAUUAUUUGGAAUGUUUUUAACGUGUAUAUGUGUUAUUGUUAUAUGUAUCUGUCUGGUUGUUAAAAAGAGCAAGAAAACUCACAAGUGA
Molecule: messenger RNA, 822 nt
Organism: Patella vulgata (common limpet)
Lineage: Eukaryota; Metazoa; Mollusca; Gastropoda; Patellidae
Product: Ig-like V-type domain-containing protein FAM187A
Exons: 5
Coding region: 1-822 (273 amino acids)
Source: RefSeq, a predicted model, not a curated record